AUGGCAACGCUGACCUUUUACGGCGCCGCCGGCACGGUGACCGGCUCGUGCUCGAUGCUCGACACCGGCACGACGCGCUUUCUGGUCGAUUGCGGCCUGUUCCAGGGCAACAAGACGAUCCGCAAGCUCAACGACGGAGACUUUCCGUUCAACCCCGCCGAUGCCGGGUUUCUGGUCCUGACGCACGCCCAUAUCGACCAUUCCGGCCUGCUGCCAAAACUCGUCAAGCACGGCUUUUCCGGGCCGAUCUACGCAACCGAGCCGACCUGCGAUUUGCUCGAUUUCAUGCUCCGCGAUUCCGCCAAGAUCCAGAUGUCCAACACCGAGCGCUGGAACCGCAAGCGACAGCGCAAGGGGCUCGAACCGGUCGAACCGCUCUACACCGAUGUCGAUGCGGAAAACACGCUCAGGCUGCUGCGGCCGAUCGGCGGCUAUGAAGAAUGGUUCGAGCCGGCGCCGGGGAUCCGGAUCAGAUUCUGGAAUGCCGGCCAUAUUCUGGGGUCGGCUUCGGCCGAAGUGAAGUUCCCCGACGGUGACACCGGCAACACGAUGCGGCUGCUCUUUUCCGGCGAUAUCGGCCCGGAGCAAAAGGUGUUUCAUCCCGAACCCGAGGCCGAAACCGGAUUUGACUACAUCAUCUGCGAAUCCACCUAUGGCGAUCGCGACCGCGACGAUUACACGCUCGAAAAGCGCCGCGACAUGCUGCGCAAGGAACUGGUGCGCGGGCUCUCGGCCGGCGGCAAUGUGGUCAUCCCCGCCUUUGCCGUCGAACGCAGCCAGGAGCUUUUGCACGAUAUCGGCGUGCUGCUGGCCAAUGGCGACAUGCCCAACGCCACCGUCUUCCUCGAUUCCCCGCUCGCCAAGAACGUCACGGAAGUCUUCAUCAAGCAUGCGGACACGCUGUCGGACGUGGCGAUCGACAAUGGCCAAUUGUUUCGCGAUCCCCAGUUCCGCCUGGUGCAGAAUGUCGAGGAAUCCAAAGCCAUCAACCGCAUCGAUGGAGGCGCGGUGAUCAUCUCCGCAUCCGGUAUGGCCGAUGCCGGCCGCAUCCAGCACCACAUCAAGAACAAUAUCUGGCGGCGCAACGCCACCAUCCUGUUCGUCGGCUAUCAGGCGCCCGGCACUCUGGGACACGUCAUCACGUCGGGCGCCGACAUGGUGCGCAUCCACGGCAAGGAAUAUGUCGUCAACGCCGACAUCCGUCGGUUGGGCAAUUAUUCGGCCCAUGCCGAUCAGGGCGAACUGAUCGACUGGAUCAUGGAACGCACGCCCGUUUCCGGCGGCAUAUUCCUCAACCAUGGCGACGACGACACCCGCGAGGAACUGGCCCGCCUUCUGGCCGAUCGCGGCAUCGACGCCGGCCAUAUCCACAUGCCGCAAUUCGACGAGAGCUUUGAGCUGGUGGCCGGCGACGCCCGGUCCAAGGGCCGCGUCGCCCAGCGCAUACCGGCGGACGAAUUGCUGACCGACUGGAACAACGAUUAUGCCGCGUUCAUCGUCGCGCUGACCCAGCAGCUCAACACGGCCGACAACGAUGCCGAACGGCGCGCGCUGAUCAAGCGGCUGCAGGGCGCGCUCUGA
Effrenium voratum is the source of this 1581-nucleotide messenger RNA. NCBI's taxonomy places the organism in Eukaryota, Dinophyceae, Suessiales, Symbiodiniaceae. The record is from the annotation of a GenBank genome assembly.